AUGGAUCCCGAGAACCUGCCAGUCAUCAACAACUACCUGGAUGCCAACGAGCCAGUGUCCUCGGAAGCCUGCCUGAGUCGCACGCACUUCUAUGACAACCAAAGGAAGGUUGACUACGUGCUUGCCUACCACUACCGGAAACGCGGGGCGCACCCUGGCCAUGGCCAUUCACUGGCCAUCAUCUCCAAUGGGGAGACUGGCAAGGAUCCCCAUGCUGGGGGCUCUCAUGACAUUGAGCUGGGGCGGCUGGAUGCCCUGGAGGAGGAGAGGAAGGAGCAGCGGGAAGAGUUUGAGCACAACCUGAUGGAGGCUGGGCUGGAGCUGGAGAAGGACUUGGAGAGUAAAAGCCAAGGAUCCAUCUUUGUCCGGAUACACGCCCCGUGGCAGGUGCUGGCCAGAGAGGCAGAAUUCUUGAAGAUCAAAGUUCCCACCAAGAAAAUGUACGAGAUCAAAUCAGAAGGCUGCAUUGCGAAGAAGUUCAACGAGAUUCUGCAGAAGCUGAGCUCGCCCCUGAAGCCCAGAGUUCCAGACCAUAGUAACAACAGGAUGAAAAACCUCUCCUACCCAUUCUCCAGGGAGAAAAUGUACCUGUACAACAUCCAGGAUAAGGACACCUUCUUUGAUAAUGCGACCCGUAGCCGCAUUGUGCAUGAAAUUCUGAAGCGCACAGCCUGUUCUCGAGCCAACAACACAAUGGGUAUUAACUCUCUGAUAGCAAACAACAUCUAUGAGGCUGCCUACCCUCUUCAUGACGGUGAAUAUGACAGUCCAGGGGAUGACAUGAAUGACAGAAAGCUGCUAUAUCAAGAAUGGGCACGCUAUGGAGUGUUUUAUAAGUUUCAACCUAUUGACCUCAUCAGAAAGUAUUUUGGAGAAAAAAUUGGACUGUAUUUUGCUUGGCUGGGAUUAUAUACAUCAUUCCUCAUCCCAUCUUCUGUAAUUGGAGUGGUUGUGUUUCUUUAUGGAUGUGCAACCAUUGAAGAAGAUAUUCCCAGCAAAGAGAUGUGUGACCAACAGAAUGCCUUCACCAUGUGUCCUCUGUGUGACAAGUCCUGUGAUUACUGGAACCUCAGCUCAGCCUGUGGUACGGCGCGGGCUAGCCACCUGUUUGACAACCCUGCCACUGUCUUCUUCUCCAUCUUCAUGGCUCUGUGGGCUACCAUGUUUCUUGAAAACUGGAAGAGAUUACAGAUGCGACUGGGCUACUUCUGGGACCUGACUGGCAUAGAAGAGGAAGAAGAACGUGCCCAGGAACACUCCCGGCCUGAGUAUGAAACCAAAGUUCGAGAAAAAAUGCUGAAGAGUGACAAGUCAGUUGUCCAGAAAUUGGGGACCAACACGACUGAGAGUGAGGAUGAGGAUGAUGAUGAAGAUAAGCUGACCUGGAGAGAUCGUUUCCCAGGUUACCUGAUAAACUUCGUCUCCAUCUUGUUCAUGAUUGCCCUGACCUUCUCAAUCGUCUUUGCAGUCAUUGUGUAUCGUAUCACAGUUGCAGCUGCUCUGUCUCUCAACAAGGACACGCGUUCCAAUGUCCGGGUGACAGUGACAGCAACGGCAGUCAUCAUCAACCUUGUGGUCAUCCUCAUCCUGGAUGAGAUCUAUGGUGCCGUGGCCAAGUGGCUCACCCAAAUAGAGGUUCCAAAAACAGAACAGACUUUUGAAGAACGCCUGAUACUGAAAGCUUUCUUGCUAAAGUUUGUCAAUGCCUACUCGCCUAUCUUCUAUGUGGCCUUUUUCAAGGGGAGGUUUGUGGGCAGACCUGGAAGCUAUGUUUAUGUGUUCAACAGUUACCGCAUGGAAGAGUGUGCUCCUGGGGGCUGCCUCAUGGAGCUCUGCAUUCAGCUCAGCAUCAUCAUGUUGGGGAAGCAGUUGAUCCAGAACAACAUCUUUGAGAUCGGAGUCCCGAAGCUCAAAAAACUAUUUCGGAAGCUGAAAGAUGAGACAGAACCUGAAGAAAUGGACUCUGCCCAUUCAAAGCAUCCAGAGCAGUGGGACCGAGAUUAUAGCUUGGAACCAUAUACUGGACUGACUCCAGAGUACAUGGAAAUGAUUGUCCAGUUUGGCUUUGUCACCCUCUUUGUGGCAUCCUUUCCUCUGGCACCUGUGUUUGCACUCCUCAACAAUGUCAUUGAAGUGCGGCUUGAUGCAAAGAAGUUUGUCACAGAGCUGAGACGGCCAGAUGCUGUGAGAACCAAAGAUAUCGGGAUUUGGUUUGACAUUCUCUCUGGAAUCGGCAAGUUCUCUGUUAUCAGCAAUGCUUUUGUCAUUGCCAUCACCUCUGACUUUAUCCCCCGCCUUGUGUACCAGUACGCCUAUAGUCACAAUGGGACUCUGCAUGGCUUUGUCAACCAUACCCUCUCCUUUUUCAACGUCAGCCAGCUGAAGGAGGGAACGCAACCUGAAAACUCACAGUUUGACCAGGAGGUUCAGUUCUGCAGGUUUAAGGAUUACCGAGAGCCGCCAUGGGCCCCGAACCCAUAUGAGUUUUCCAAACAGUACUGGUCUGUUCUGUCUGCUCGUCUGGCUUUUGUCAUAAUCUUCCAGAACCUUGUGAUGUUCCUGAGUGUCCUUGUCGACUGGAUGAUCCCAGAUAUCCCCACGGACAUCAGCGACCAGAUCAAAAAGGAGAAGAGCUUGUUGGUGGACUUCUUCCUGAAAGAGGAACAUGAGAAGCUCAAGCUGAUGGAUGAGCCAGCCCCCAGCAGCCAGGGAGGAGGACACCAGAGCAGGAGAAGCCGGGCAGCCAGCUCAGCACCCUCCAGCCGCAGCCAGCCUGGCAGCAUCGCAUCCUCUGGUUCUCAGCACACCAGUGUGUGA
Pteronotus mesoamericanus is the source of this 2817-nucleotide messenger RNA. RefSeq names its product anoctamin 2 (gene ANO2). NCBI's taxonomy places the organism in Eukaryota, Metazoa, Chordata, Mammalia, Chiroptera, Mormoopidae. The record is from RefSeq and is a predicted model, not a curated record. The transcript is spliced from 25 exons. Bases 1 to 2817 code for a protein of 938 amino acids. Gene Ontology annotation, biological process: chloride transmembrane transport. Gene Ontology annotation, cellular component: plasma membrane. Gene Ontology annotation, molecular function: intracellularly calcium-gated chloride channel activity; protein dimerization activity.